Molecule: messenger RNA, 1934 nt
Organism: Folsomia candida
Lineage: Eukaryota; Metazoa; Arthropoda; Collembola; Entomobryomorpha; Isotomidae
Product: cAMP-dependent protein kinase catalytic subunit alpha
Exons: 2
Coding region: 370-1431 (353 amino acids)
Biological process (GO): peptidyl-serine phosphorylation
Cellular component (GO): nucleus; cAMP-dependent protein kinase complex
Molecular function (GO): cAMP-dependent protein kinase activity; ATP binding
Source: RefSeq, a predicted model, not a curated record
ACAAAAGUACAGCGAUUCUUUGUCACUAUGGAUCAUAAUUUUUUGAUUUUUAUUACGAGUUGUCAUGGGAACGUCAUAUGAGCAUCUGCUGCUGACCUGAACUCAAAUUCACACACAAUUACGGCUCACUUCCAAUUCGACAACAGUCAAGACAUGACGUUUUAAAAUAAUUGCUAAUUAUUAAAAUUUUACCAUUUUCCAACCAGUAACUUUUAUACAAUUAAAAAGGACAACGAAUCCUUGAACAUCAGGUUAUCAGUAAGUAUUAAUAUCAGGUAAGUAAAUAGCCAUCUCAUAAUUAUUUAUACUUUUUAAUUUGAACUUCUCCACGACCGAGUUUUCUAAUUAAACGUUGCACCCAGAUUCACAAUGGGCAACACAAACUCUAAAGAAAGGAUUGAUUACACGUCUAAUGACGAGGUGAAACGGUGGUUCAAACAGGCUCGCGUCGAGUUCAAUGAGCGAUGGGAUAAUCCAGCUUCUACACUCUCAAGUUUCGAUAGAUUCGACUACCUGAAAACUUUGGGGAUCGGAGGAUUCUGUUUCGUGAUGCUCGCCAAGCGAAAGUCCACCGAGGAAUUAUUCGCCGUUAAAGUCAUGGAAAAGGCAAAAUUGUUUAGGUCUCAUGCCAUUGAACACACCAUGGACGAGAAGAGGAUUUUGGCCUGUGUGCGUUUCCCUUUCGUCAUCAAGUUGACGUACCAUUACAAGGACAUGAAGAAUCUUUAUAUGGCAAUGGACUUUGUUCAAGGGGGUGACUUGUGGCUUCACCUCCGGAAGCGUGUUCGGUAUUCGGAACCCCAGGCCAGGUUUUAUGCUGGUCAGAUUAUCAUGGCAGUCGCGUAUCUGCACCAGAUGGAUAUCAUCCACAGGGAUUUGAAGCCAGAGAAUGUCAUGAUUUCGAGCGACGGAUACCUGAAAUUGUCUGACUUCGGCUUUGCUAAACGCGUCCAGGGUAGAACGUAUACUUUGUGCGGUACCACAGACUACUUUGCACCGGAAGUCAUCCUGGGCAAAGGAUACGGCAAGGCCGUAGAUUGGUGGGCAGUUGGGGUUCUAAUAUUUGAAAUGACUGUCGGAUAUCCACCCUUCUCAUCAAACUUGCCGAUCAAGACGUGCGAAAAGAUUGUCAGUGGAAAAAUUAAAUAUCCGGCCACUCUUUCCUCUGAUUUGAAGAAUCUGAUGCACAACUUAAUCCAAGUCGACCUAAGCAAACGCUAUGGAAAUUUGAAAAAUGGGAUUUACGACAUUAGAUCUCAUCCAUGGUUCGCAACUCUGAACUGGAUUGAUUUGUUUAAUAAGACUGUGGAAGCUCCGUACAUCCCAAAGUUGAACGGAGCUGAUGACACGAGUAGCUUUGAUAUCUUCAUCGAGGAACCCAUCGACGUGGGGACGUAUGAUGAAUAUCCCAAACAAUUUGCUGACUUUUAACUAUUGAAAUAUUGGAAAAUUGUGAUUAUUAUUAAUGCCAUCAAGGCCCAUGUGUAUAAAUUUGUGUAAGCUUUUUAAAUUAUUCUGUGACGACAUGGUUCAAAACUUAUGCAAAAUCAACAGUGAAUUAUGAAAAACGAUUCUAGUAAAGGUGAAAAUUUUAUACAACGAAUUGAUUGAUUUUGUUUUGUGUUUAAUCAUCAUGCAAAAAAAUACGUUUCAGAUAAGUCGAAAUUAGUCAAACUGUUGAAAAUCAUUUAUUUAUUGAGACUUAAAUUGGAUUAGACCAAUAUUUUGAGGGCACACAGAGUUUACGUUAUAUGAGAAAUACAAAACGAGGAGUUGUCAUUCUUUCUGAAAUAAUAUUCUAUUUUUAAAGUCCGGCAUUUAUGAAUAAUAGUUGAUGUCAACUCGAUAUAGUCGUAGUAAUGGUGGUAGUAGUAGAAAAUUAACAUAAAUAAAGAAGAAUAAUGUAGGAAAAACUUUUUGUAUAAUGUUAUAUA